Messenger RNA from Melopsittacus undulatus (budgerigar), 1789 nucleotides. RefSeq names its product TERF2 interacting protein (gene TERF2IP). Gene Ontology annotation, biological process: telomere maintenance via telomere lengthening; regulation of DNA-templated transcription. Gene Ontology annotation, cellular component: shelterin complex. The transcript is spliced from 2 exons. Bases 1 to 777 code for a protein of 258 amino acids. The record is from RefSeq and is a predicted model, not a curated record. Gene Ontology annotation, molecular function: telomeric repeat DNA binding. Lineage: Eukaryota; Metazoa; Chordata; Aves; Psittaciformes; Psittaculidae.
AUGGCGGAGCGGUCGCGGUCGCUGUUCCGGUGGGACAACGACAGCCCCAUGCGGUUCUACGUGCGGCCGGGGCCGGACAAGCUGCGCCUGGCGCCGCUCGUGCUGGCGGGCGGCGGGCGCCUGUGCCGCGUACGGGAGCCGGGAGCCGUGCUCCUGGCGCCGCCCGGCGAGGCGGCCCCCGGCGGGGCCGUGUCCACCGAGUACGUGACGGAGUGCGUGAGGCGCAACGAGCGGCUGCCAAUGGAGCCCUUCCGCCUGCCGGCCGCGUCCUCCACCCCGGUCUCCGCCAUGGCCUCGCCGCGCGGCCGCUUGGCCUUCUCGGCGGAGGAGGACGCGGCGCUGGCAAGAACUGAUGCCUCAGAAAUCUCAAGAGAACUUCCUACAAAAGAGAGAAUUUCCCCAGGAGAAACAGGAUCUGGUUUGAACACUGCCCUGCAGGAUUCUGCUGGCCCUGACUCCAGGUUACAGAUGGAGGAACAGCCAACAAGCACUUCCUCUUCCAGCAUGGUGGGAGAUGCAGUAAAAACAAUGCGGUACGUGAUGGAGAAGUCUGGCAUGGACCUGCUCACUGUCACCCAGGCCUUUCUGAAGAACAGUGGUGAUGCGGAGGCUACUUUGCACUUCCUGCAGACGGGGCGGCGCCGGGACGGGUACCCUGUGUGGAGCAGGGAGGAUGAUUUGGAACUGCAGAACUAUGAUGAGUCUGUUAGAAAUAAACUGAUAGCAAAAUUUGGAACUGAAAACGUGGAAAAGCGGAUCGCAUUUAGGAAGAGUUAGCGGACAGCAGAGGGGAAUGGCUGAUCUAGGACAGUGCAGGAACUUAGAAAAACUAGUCAUUUGAGAGAUGCAGGUACAACAGAAAAUCUGAUGCAGCAUUCUGAAGUUUCAGAAAUCCUUUAAAUUUUUUUUUUUUCAUAAAAGGCCCAUUUUGUAUUGCUGAGCACACAAAACAUCUUAAAAGUAGAAAAUGGUGGAAGAUAGGGGUUCCAUACAGUAUAAACUUUUUUUCAAUAAAGAGUGUGUAUCUGCUAUAUAAGCGGAUUGACAGUCCCACUUGUAUGGUGCUCUGCAUGCAAAGGAUUUUGAAAAGGCAUGUUACCAAAGUCUGACAGUCACAUUUAAGUGCUCUAACCUGUAAUGCAUUAGUAGUGCACAACAGCAUCCUGCUCUCUGUCGUGUCUUACUUCCGACUGCUCCAGAUGGUUAUUUAAUAACCUGGUCUGCCAGUUGUCAUUACUUUCUGCUGUUAAUAAACCUUGAUUAGCAGCAGCCAUUUGGAAAUAGUAACAAUGAAAAUGUAACUGUUCAAAAGAGGGAUCAAGAACAUUCAUGCCAGAAGAUGAUGUACCUGAUCUCAUACAUCAGUGCUGAGAUGUCUUGAGAGUGGCCCUGUGUACUGGGAGUGGCCAGAAAAGGUCCCUGUGACAUUAAAAUGCUCAGGCUCACAAAGAUACAUCAGUUAAAACCUCAGACUGGUUGAGAUCAUUCCGCUUUUUAUUACCACUGCCAGCAUGUAUUCUCCCAUGCUAAUAUUGCAGGGUUUGAUUAAUAACAUUGACUUUACCAUCUUGCUUCAUGAUUUCAAGAACAUGGGCUCUGAGAAUGUCCAGGAGAACAACUAUUACUGGUUUUGGAAGCUAGAAGACAGAAUUAUUUCUGCUAAAAAAUAAAUGGAUUCACAUAGUCCCAUAUAUGGAUCACCAUACGCAAACCCAGAAGUUUUUAUUUUCAUCUGUAGCUGGUUUAUUCCAUUCUCCCAUUAUACAGUAAGUGAGCACAAUUUCCACAA